CACGCACACGCACACACUCACUCAAACGGGAAAGAUCGACAUUUCAUGCCGGAAUUCCCACUUUAGUGAAUGAAAAACUAAUGAAUUUUUUUUUUAAACAGCUGGAUCGUCCGUCUUCAACAAUCUUUGUGCUUUGAUCCGGACAACAAAAAGGGACUGUUUUUUGUUUGUUUGUUUGUUUGAUAAAACAUUUACGGUGAACGUGGAGCUAUGUUUAGAAGAAGCAAGAGUAAAGUACUGGUGGAUUCCGCGUCAGAAGAAGACGACAUGUCCUGGCACUACCAUCACUCUUACAAGGACAAAGACAUAGAAGGAGAGGAAGAGGAGGAGGAAGCUGUCACAGCAGUAUCCAAGGAGGCCAAAGUGAAAAAGAUAAUGUCCAAGAAAGAGAGAAAGGAGAAAAAGAUGUCCUCAAAAGACGAUGAACACUUUUUGUUGACCGGAGUGACGCCGGCAGACCGAAGAGGAUCUCACAAGAAAGUCAAAGAUGACGACAAGGACAAGAAGGAAAAGCCAGACAAGGGUCACUGUUUUUGGGAGAGCGUCACCAUGACGUUGAGGCAAAUAUCUUCCGUCAAAAAACUGGAGAAGACCGACGACUGGGAGACGCCUCGGCCUCACCGCGACUCCAGUCAGACCCACGGCGCCCUGAAGGGGGUCGUGGAAGAGGACCGAACCCGAAAAGAAGACUUGACCGAGCCUCUCUCUGACUCUCUAGACCUCCCGUUGGAGCUGGGCCAGACCGCGUGGUCCGGCCUGGAGGAAGACUCCUCUCACUACGCCAACCUGUCGGACUCCAAGGACCCCACGUGUGCUGUCCGGUGGACGGCCCGGGCCAAGGUGAAGCUGGCCGGGAUCAGCAGGAUGAGCAGAGGGAUGGCGUCGGAGAGUACGUGGGAAGGCUUGAAAUAGUCCACAAUUCCGCUUUGGAGACAUUUUGUGGCUGUCAAUUCUUCGCAGGACUUGCGGGAAAGCAGGGUAAGCUAGUAGGAGUGUCCCGAUACCUUGAUCAUAGGCCGAUAUCAAAUGAAACCCGAUACGAUAUCAGCAGGAACCAUACAUACUUUUAUCAUUGUAGAGAGUGAAGAAGUUUAAAAAUGAGUUAAACACAAACAUCUUUAACAUUAACCAUCUGGGAUAAACUUACGCAGUCUUUAAAUUGAAGUGGAGUGGUAAUUGUUUUUUUUGGCAACACCUAGUGGCCACGAUAUUUCAUUUAGUUGCUGUAAAUUGAAUGAUGCAGACACGCUUGUUACUUUAUACUUUCUAAUACACUUCUUCUGCCUUGGAUAUUUUGCAUCUAUAAGUAAUAUACAACUAUAUUUAUUAUUUUUUAUAUAGACAAAUACAGGGUUUCAGAUAUAUUAUUCGAUUACGGACACGUAUAACACGUGUCGAGCUUGUGCGCUACUGUCUGCUUAGCUGUUGUGUAGCUGCUAGCUCCUAGUAGCUUAUGGUUGAUCUUUUUUAAGUAACUUCACUAUAAUACGAGAAAAUACCCACCAUGUGUGCUUAUUUGAGAACAUUUAGAUGUUAGCUGGCCGCAGGACUGCUUGUAUCAGAGAUUUUACAUGCAAGCCGAUAUAAUCCCACACUCGUGUUUUCGCUGAUAUCGGUCCAAUAUCCGAUAUUAAUAUCACAUCGGGACACACCUAGUAGCGAGCUUGACAUAAAUAAAGGCAACGCUGUAGAAUUGGCGAAAAGGUCAUCUUUUGCUGGGAAGGUAUUAAUAUUAACAUAUAUAUUAUAGUUUUCUUCUGUUUUUUUCUACAGGAGCCUUGUUAACUCUCCGUGCUGUUAUCAAGCCAAUUGAUGAAGUAUCAUUUUUUAGCGCAUAUUCUCCAGGGUCUUUAGUGACUCAACUGCAGGGAGUGCGAAUUUUGGCGAGACAUACAAAACCAGUGACGUUGGUCAUUGACAAUGAUUUGCAAAUCCUUUUCAACCUAUAUUCAAUUGAAUAGACUGCAAAGACAAGAUAUUUAAUGUUCCAACUGAGAAACGUAUUUCUUUUUGCAAAUAAGCAUUAACUUACAAUUUAAUGGCAGCAACACAUUGCAAAAAAGUUCAACACUCCUUUGUUGUAUUUUAGGUUUCAUAAUGCGCCACACAUUUUCAAUGGCAGACAGGUCUAGACUGCAGGCAGGCCAGUCUAGUACCCGCACUUUUUUACUAUGAAGCCACGCUGUUGUAACACGUGGCUUGGCAUUGUCUUGCUGAAAUAAGCAGGGGCGUCCAUGAUAACGUUGCUUGGAUGGCAACAUAUGUUGCUCCAAAACUUGUAUGUACCUUUCAGCAUUAAUGGUGCCUUCACAGAUGUGUAAGUUACACAUGCCUUGGGCACUAAUACACCCCCAUACCAUCACAGAUGUUGACUUUUGAACUUUGCGCCUAUAACAGUCCGGAUGGUUCUUUUCCUCUUUGGUCCGGAGGACACGACGUCCACACUUUCCAAAAACAAUUGGAAAUGUGGACUCGUCAGACCACAGAACACUUUUCCACUUUGUAUCAGUCCAUCUGAGGUGAGCUCAGGCCCAGCGAAGCCGGCGGAGUUUCUGGGUGUUGUUGAUAAAUGGCUUUCGCUUUGCAUGGUAGAGUUUUAAUUUGCACUUACAGAUGUAGCGACCAACUGUAGUUACUGACAGUGGUUUUCUGAAGUGUUCCUGAGCCCAUGGUGAUAUCAUUUACACAGUGAUGUCGCUUUUUGUUGCAGUAUCCCCUGAGGGAUUGAAGGUGUGUAAUAUCAUCGCUUACGUGCAGUGAUUUCUCCCGAUUCUCUGAACCUUUUGAUGAUAUUACGGACCUUAGAUGGUGCAAUCCCUAAAUUCCUUGCAAUAGCUCGUUGAGAAAUGUUGUUCUUAAACUGUUCUACAAUUUGCUCACGCAUUUGUUCACAAAGUGGUGACCCUCGCCCCAUCCUUGUUUGUGAAUGACUGAGCAUUUCAUGGAAGCUGCUUUUAUACCCAAUCACCGCACCCACCUGUUCCCAAUUAGCCUGUUCACCUGUGGGAUGUUCCAAAUAAGUGUUUGAUGAGCAUUCCUCAACUUUCUCAGUCUUUUUUGCCGCUUGUGCCAGCUUUUUUGAAACAUGUUGCAGGCAUCAAAUUCCAAAUGAGCUAAUAUUUGCAAAAAAUAAAGUUUUCCAAUUCGAACGUUAAGUAUCUUGUCUUUGCGGUCUAUUAAAUUGAAUAUAGGUUGGAAAGGAUUUGCAAAUUAUUGUAUUCUGUUUUUAUUUACCAUUUACACAACGUGCCGACUUCACUGGUUUAAGGGUUUGUACUUAUGUCCAAAUAUGUACAGUGUGGUUGCAAAAAUCCACCUAUUUUUCAUACAGUUGACAAUCUCAUGCUGAAUAUUUGAAAUUACUGGAGCCAUUCAUGCCAGGUGUACACUUUUUGUUGUUUAUCAUGUAUAGUGCCUUGAAGACUAUGGAACCACUGCUGACUACUGGUGGUAUUACUUCAGUAGGACAUUCAACUGGUCAUUUAUUUGACUGCAUUGUUUGUUUCCGCCUGGUCUCGCAUACGUUUAGUAGAAUUUCAUACAAAAUGUAAUGCAAUAGUAGUUAUAAAACAAUUUAAAAGAUUCAAAUGGAUUAUGCUUUCAAAUUAACCUCUUAAGACAAAAUUUAAAACGGAUGACAUUUUUGAUUUACUUGAAAAAGCUUUUUGUAAGGAUAAUUAAUUCAAUAACGAUAAUUUUUAAAGUUAUUAGGGAUGUGAAUCUUGGAACAACUCCCGAUUCGAUUCGGAUUCUUGUGGUGAUGAUUUGAUUCAGAGUUGAUUCUCGAUUCCAAGCGAUUAUUACAAUAUAUUACACGGUAUAAUAAUUAUAAUAAAACCUUUUCAGAUUACAGGUUAAAAAAAAGCUCCUUUUGGCUGCUGGUGUAUGACGUAUGAACAGCAAAUAAGCGUGGAGAUGGCUAAAAAAAAUGUUUUUAAAUUAUUUUUAUAGAUUUUUUUAAAUUAUGUAAAAUUUAAAAGAUGUACUGUUUUUACUGGAUUUUUUUUCAAAAUAAAAUUGUAAACUGACUUUUGAAAAUUAUAAAUUGAUUUAGAAUCAGAUUUAAAAAAAAGGAAUUGCGAUUCUGAUUUUUUUGACCACUCCUAAUUAUUAUUACUAGGAAUUACAUACAAUAACUUACACAUGAAAUAAAUACACUCAAAGCCAGAUUCACAACCACUGGGAUAAUGGAAAUAUUUCUGUGAGAUAUAUAUUUCUUUUUUUUUUUUUUACAAAUUUUAUGAAAAUCCAACCCUCACUUUUUCAACUAUUUUGAAAUGAUUGAAAUUUGUGAUAAUUAGAACACAUAAAAUUGUACAUUUUGGGGGUUUAUUUUGUCACAAAAAGUGCUGAAAGGAUUCUGUGGUUAUGGUUGUCUUACAAGAAUGACCAGAAAAAAAGCCUUAUUAUUCAUAUUAGUAAUGUUGUUUAUUGUAAUGAUUAAAGCCUUAUUCAUAUUAGUAAUAAUGUUUAUUGUAAUGAGUAAAGCCUUAUUAUUCAUAUAAGUAAUGUUUAUUUUAAUGACUGAAUUCAUUUGGUAACAUUUGCAAUGCAAUUCCAUGGAUGUGUGUGAGCUAAAUCAUGUUAUUUUAGGAUAGUUAUUUAGUUUAGGGUUCAUAUUGUUCAAUACACUGGUGUAAAUAAAUCAAAAUCUGUCACUUUAAAAUUAAUUUUUCAGUAAAAGGUUAUUUUCAUUCCAUUGCACAUGCAGGUGAUUUUCUUGAGUCUUCAAAAAUGAGUCCAAACGUGUCUAUUUUUUAAAUAUUUAAUCAGGAUUAUUCUAGUAGUAGAUUUGGAAUAGAAAGGAAUAUUACAAAAGUUGGAAAGAUACAAAACUUACCCCACAACCACAAAUAAUAAUAAUAAUAAAAUAAUAGUACAUUUCCAUUUGUGUGCUUUUUGACAACUCUUGGAAGUAGUCUGUACUGGAAAUGACUUUCUCUGCAAGUAAAAGUACCCGGAACAACAAUCAGAGACAACAAAGACGUUGUAAACAAAGACAUGCAUUCGGUUAUUACAGGAAAAAAACAGUUAUUUGAACUCUAUUACAUAAACAUUUGACACCAGGUGGUAGUAAUGAUAUUAAUCAGUUUGUAGAAUUCAAUUGAGGAACUAGAGGCAAAAUGGAGUGCACUACUUGACUGCAGCCAGCAGAGGCGCUGUCGGUUAAACAAUGGGAAGUUGAGCUACAUCCACGCUAUGGCUCCAAUGCAACAACACUGGCAUGGAAAGAGGAGUUCAGAACAUUCACAUCCCACUUAAAAUUUUACAAAAUCUAUUAAUUGAGCCAUUCUUCCUUUAGAUACAUAAAUAAUCUGCAACUUUUUUUCUUACAAAAGAAACAAUAUACUCAUCACAACCACCACCAUUU
Molecule: messenger RNA, 5371 nt
Organism: Entelurus aequoreus (snake pipefish)
Lineage: Eukaryota; Metazoa; Chordata; Actinopteri; Syngnathiformes; Syngnathidae
Exons: 4
Coding region: 211-912 (233 amino acids)
Biological process (GO): spermatogenesis
Cellular component (GO): nucleus; cytosol
Source: RefSeq, a predicted model, not a curated record